Macrobrachium nipponense is the source of this 630-nucleotide messenger RNA. RefSeq lists its product as uncharacterized. Bases 1 to 630 code for a protein of 209 amino acids. The transcript has 3 exons. NCBI's taxonomy places the organism in Eukaryota, Metazoa, Arthropoda, Malacostraca, Decapoda, Palaemonidae. The record is from RefSeq and is a predicted model, not a curated record.
AUGCGCAGAAGCAGAAACAGCAGGGGCAGCAGAAGCAGCAGAAACAGCAAAAACAGAAAUAAUAGAAACAGAUGCAGCAGAAGAAGAAGGAGCAAAAACAGAUGCAAAGUAGAAGCAAUAGCAGAAGCAGCAGAAACAGCAGAAGCAGAUGCAGCAGAAACAGAUGCAGCAGAAGCAGAAGCAGAUGCAGCAGAAGUAGAAGCAAUAGCAGAAGCAGCAGAAACAGCAGAAGCAGAUGCAGCAGAAGCAGAUGUAGCAGAAGUAGAAGCAAUAGCAGAAGAAGCAGAAACAGCAGAAGCAGCAGAUGCAGAAACUGCAGAAGCAGAAACAAAUGCAGCAGAAGCAGAUGCAGCAGAAGUAGAAGCAGAAGCAGGACCAGCAGCAGCAGAACCAGCAGAAGUAGAAGCAGCAGAAACAGAAACAGCAGCAGAAGAUGCAGAGGACGCAGAGCAGAGUGACAGAAGCAGACCACAGGAGCAGCAGCAACCACAUCAGAGCGUCUUGCAGCAGCGCGUCCUGUUGGUCAGGACGGAGGUGAGAGGAGAGGAAAAGUCACGCCCCAAAGAGGCUGCUGCUGCUGCUGCUGCUGCUGCUGAUGCUGCUGCUUCUACUGCUGUUUCUACUGCUUAG